Molecule: messenger RNA, 1721 nt
Organism: Meleagris gallopavo (turkey)
Lineage: Eukaryota; Metazoa; Chordata; Aves; Galliformes; Phasianidae
Gene: CNR1
Product: cannabinoid receptor 1
Biological process (GO): G protein-coupled receptor signaling pathway
Cellular component (GO): membrane
Molecular function (GO): cannabinoid receptor activity
Source: RefSeq, a predicted model, not a curated record
AGGUGAGCAGGAGGAAGGGAGCGAGCGCUGUAAACUUCACACGGGGUUUGUCAUGUGAAACCUUCAUUUGGUCCGAAACCCUUCAGAGUGACCGUAGGGGUUUCUGUUACAUGGGCAUCUUUUGUUCCAAAGACGUCUGCACCCCUCCUUUGGGAGCACCCCUGGAUGAGGAUUUCCUCAGAUGACUUUUUCCAUCCUCCAAGUCUCUUUGAAACCAACAAGACUGAGGUUAUGAAGUCAAUCCUAGAUGGCCUUGCAGAUACAACUUUCCGAACAAUUACAACAGAUCUCCUUUACGUGGGCUCCAACGAUAUCCAGUACGAAGACAUGAAAGGCGACAUGGCAUCCAAGCUGGGAUACUACCCCCAGAAGUUCCCUCUCUCCUCCUUUAGGGGUGAUCCUUCAAGAAAAAUGACUGCAGGAGAUGAUCCCCUGCUAAGCAUUAUUCCCUCAGACCAGAUCAAUAUCACAGAGUUUUACAACAAGUCCUUGUCCACGUUUAAGGAAAAUGAGGAGAACAUACAGUGUGGGGAGAACUUCAUGGAUAUGGAGUGCUUUAUGAUCCUGAACCCCAGCCAGCAGCUGGCCAUCGCUGUGCUGUCGCUCACCCUGGGCACUUUCACAGUCCUAGAGAACCUCCUGGUCCUGUGUGUCAUCCUCCACUCCCGAAGCCUGCGGUGUAGACCCUCUUACCAUUUCAUAGGCAGCCUGGCUGUGGCCGACCUCCUGGGCAGUGUGAUUUUUGUCUACAGUUUUGUUGAUUUCCAUGUGUUCCACAGGAAGGACAGCCCCAACGUCUUCUUGUUCAAGCUGGGUGGAGUUACUGCCUCCUUCACUGCCUCUGUAGGUAGCCUUUUUCUCACGGCAAUAGACCGGUACAUAUCUAUACACAGGCCGCUAGCUUACAAAAGGAUUGUAACCCGACCAAAGGCUGUCGUUGCAUUUUGUGUGAUGUGGACCAUUGCCAUUGUAAUAGCUGUUCUUCCGCUGCUCGGCUGGAACUGCAAAAAGCUCAACUCCGUGUGUUCAGAUAUAUUCCCUCUCAUCGAUGAGACGUACCUGAUGUUCUGGAUCGGGGUCACCAGCAUCCUCUUGCUGUUCAUUGUCUAUGCCUAUAUGUACAUACUGUGGAAGGCACACAGCCACGCUGUUCGCAUGCUUCAGCGUGGCACGCAGAAAAGCAUAAUCAUUCAGAGUGCAGAGGAUGGGAAAGUACAGAUCACUAGACCUGAUCAAACUCGUAUGGACAUCAGGUUAGCCAAAACCUUGGUCCUUAUUCUAGUCGUUUUAAUCAUAUGCUGGGGUCCUCUCCUCGCCAUAAUGGUGUACGAUGUCUUUGGGAAAAUGAACAAGCUCAUCAAGACUGUCUUUGCCUUCUGUAGCAUGCUCUGUCUGCUGAAUUCGACAGUGAAUCCCAUCAUCUACGCUCUGAGGAGCAAGGACUUGAGACAUGCCUUCCGGAGCAUGUUCCCCACCUGCGAAGGGACUGCACAGCCUCUGGAUAACAGCAUGGAGUCUGACUGCCAGCACAAACAUGCCAACAACGCAGGAAACAUGCACAGGGCUGCUGAGAGCUGCAUUAAGAGCACAGUUAAGAUUGCCAAAGUGACCAUGUCUGUCUCCACAGACACGACUGCUGAAGCGUUGUAAGUCAGAGACUUCUCAGUGUUGUGAGAAAAGGAGUUAGUUAAAAAAAAAAUAAUUAAACAGAGAAUACCAAA